Ceratotherium simum simum (southern white rhinoceros) is the source of this 2219-nucleotide messenger RNA. RefSeq names its product histone H4 transcription factor (gene HINFP). The record is from RefSeq and is a predicted model, not a curated record. Gene Ontology annotation, biological process: anatomical structure development; regulation of transcription by RNA polymerase II. Gene Ontology annotation, molecular function: DNA-binding transcription factor activity, RNA polymerase II-specific; RNA polymerase II cis-regulatory region sequence-specific DNA binding. Lineage: Eukaryota; Metazoa; Chordata; Mammalia; Perissodactyla; Rhinocerotidae.
GAGCGGCGAUUGGCUGUCGCUGGCCGUCGCUCAAGCACUCUCCCGGAGAUGGUCCGAGGUGGGAGGAGAGCUGGAGAGACCCGGGAGCUGAGGGACGGGUGAAGGCCAUGCCGCCCCCUGGGAAAGUUCCCCGGAAGGAGAACCUGGGGCUCCAGUGUGAGUGGGGUUCCUGCUCCUUUGUGUGCUCGGCCAUGGAGGAGUUCUGCGAGCACGUCACUCAGCACCUGCAGCAGCACCUGCACGGCUCCGGGGAGGAGGAGGAGGAGGAGGAGGACCCGCUGGAGGAAGAAUUCUCCUGCUUGUGGCAGGAGUGUGGCUUUUGUUCUCUGGACAGUUCUGCUGACCUCAUCCGCCAUGUCUACUUCCACUGCUACCACACCAAGCUGAAACAGUGGGGGCUGCAGGCCCUGCAGAGCCAGGCCGACCUCAGCCCCUGCAUCCUGGACUUCCAGAGCCGCAACGUCAUCCCAGACAUCCCUGACCACUUCCUGUGUCUGUGGGAGCACUGCGAGAGCUCUUUCGACAAUCCCGAGUGGUUCUAUCGGCACGUGGAAGCGCACAGCCUGUGCUGUGAAUACCAAGCAGUUGGCAAGGAUAACCAUGUGGUGCUGUGUGGCUGGAAAGGCUGCACCUGCACCUUCAAGGACCGCUGUAAGCUUCGAGAGCACCUCCGCAGCCAUACCCAGGAGAAGGUAGUGGCUUGCCCCACCUGUGGGGGCAUGUUUGCCAACAACACCAAGUUCUUAGAUCACAUCCGUCGCCAGACCUCAUUGGAUCAGCAACGCUUCCAGUGCUCUCACUGUUCCAAGAGAUUUGCCACGGAGCGCCUAUUGCGGGACCACAUGCGUAACCACGUGAAUCACUAUAAGUGCCCUCUGUGUGACAUGACCUGUCCGCUGCCAUCGUCCCUCCGAAACCACAUGCGCUUUCGCCACAGCGAGGACCGGCCCUUUAAAUGUGACUGUUGUGACUACAGCUGCAAGAAUCUGAUCGACCUCCGGAAGCACCUGGACACCCAUAGCAAGGAGCCAGCCUACAGGUGUGACUUUGAGAACUGCAGCUUCAGUGCUCGAUCCCUCUGCUCAGUCAAGUCCCAUUACCGAAAAGUGCAUGAAGGAGACUCAGAGCCAAGGUACAAAUGUCACGUGUGUGACAAAUGCUUCACAAGGGGCAACAACCUCACCGUGCAUCUUCGCAAGAAGCACCAGUUCAAGUGGCCCUCAGGGCACCCCCGUUUUCGGUACAAGGAGCAUGAAGAUGGCUACAUGCGGCUGCAGCUGGUUCGCUAUGAGAGCGUAGAGCUGACACAGCAACUGCUGCGGCAACUACAGGAGGGGUCGGACUUGGGCGCGUCACUGAGUGAGAGCAGCCUGCAGGGCACCCUUCUAGAAACAGUGCCAGGGGAGCCAGGACCCCAGGAAGAGGUGGAAGAGGAAGAGGAGGGCGGGGGCGAUGAGGGGACAGCCCUCUCAGCCUCUCAGGACACUCCCAGCCCUGUCAUCCACAUGGUGAAUCAGACCAACGCCCAAGGCGAGCGAGAGAUUGUCUACUAUGUGCUGUCUGAGGCCCCGGGAGAGCCCCCCCAGCCGCUGAGUCCCCCGCAGGGGGCAUCGUGGAAAAGCUUUGGGGAAUAGCUGAGGAGCCAGAAGUGCGGAUGGUGUGAAGGCUGCAGAGCCUGACCCCAGGCCCUGGGGUUUGAGCCGGGCUGGUGGCACUGCCUCUAGUGGGCAGCUCUUGCCAAUGGAUGCCUUUAGGAGGGAUGCUGAGAACAGUGCUGUCUGCUCUGGACCCAGCUUGCGUCAUUCAGCAGACUCGAAGGACUUCCCUUUUCUGCCAGGCCACAUUUUGUGGGAAUCCUGAGGAGUCUGGAUUCUUUGAGGGGGACACCCUGGUGGUGUGUGUUCUUGUACAGGUGGCUAGUAUCAGGCUUAACCAUAACCCUCUAGACAUGCUGGAACAGUGAUUAAAAUCUGUAGUCAACUCGCAUCUGUUCCCGUCUUUAGGGGUCCUUAGGCCCAGGGGUGACGUGUCACUGGUUCCUGCAAGGGCCCUUUCCUCACAACCAGCCACAGCAUUGUGAACGAGGCAGCCAUUUCCCUGUAAUGGGUUACUCCUACAACCCACGGUCUUUCAUGGUUAUCCUCAGGGACAGGAUUGGAGGCACUGUGUGUGUGUGUAACGGUUGUUUUUGGUAAUAAAAGAAAACACUUGGGCUGUUA